AUGGAAAGCACACGGCCCACACGACUGAGCGACGGCCACCAACUGGUCGACCUUCCCUCUGGCACGCGUCUGGAAUGCCACGUUUCACUAGCACCCGCCUCCGCGUACACAUCCGACGAACUCGACGCCGACGCCGACCAGGGCAAACUAGCUGUCUGCCUGCAUCCAUGGGCAUGGCUGGGCGGGAGGAUGGAGGAUCCCGUACUGCAAAUGCUCAUGAGCCCAUUGCACGCGCAAGGAUAUGACGUCCUGCGGUACAACUCCCGCGGGGUAGGACAGUCGACCGGGCGAUCAUCCUGGACAGGAAAGAGCGAAGCCCAGGACCUGCAGGAACUGAUCCAAUGGGCCGUGAUGUCUAUGUCCUCUGUGCGGUCCCUCGUGCUUGUCGGUUAUUCGUAUGGCUCGCUGAUCGUAUCCCUCCACCCAAUCCUUCCAGACACGGAAAUAUCGCACAUCCUGCUCUCGUAUCCCCUCAGUCCUCGGCACUGGCUCACCGCAUUCCAUGGGAGAUACUACACAAAUGCUCUCAACACGCUCUUGAGCGAUCCGCGAGCCGUCGUGCUCGUUGUCUAUGGUGACGAGGACAACUUUACAUCCGUCGAAGAAUACGAUUUGUGGGCCGACGACUUGUCACGGCAAGCUGACGGCAGAGGAAAGCUAGAGAUCGUCAGGAUUGCUGAAGCAAACCACUUCUGGCGAGGGCCGGAUACUACCACGCGACUGGUCGAAGCCGUGGAAGGUUGGCUGUCGUGA
Molecule: messenger RNA, 753 nt
Organism: Postia placenta MAD-698-R-SB12
Lineage: Eukaryota; Fungi; Basidiomycota; Agaricomycetes; Polyporales; Adustoporiaceae
Exons: 3
Coding region: 1-753 (250 amino acids)
Source: RefSeq, a predicted model, not a curated record